UCCCAAUGUUUUUUUCAGUGCAAAUGAACUCAUUUUCACGCCAAGAAAUGCUCUCCUAAACGUCGCCAGGCGAAUUCCGGAGAACAGAUUACGUCAUAACUCUUUCCUUCUCGUCAUUCCUUGGCAUCAGGAACGGUCCGGGUAGACUCCGGAAAAUUUUCUUCGAAUCUUCCUCACCAGAAUACACCCCUGACGAUUGAAGUGGUGGUAGGUUGAAGUUCCCUCAUCUAGCGCCGCAUAGCGAUUGCAUCCCAAAAUUUGGCGCCGCCAGUGUUCUACAAGCAGCAAGAUCGAUCCGACUGCAGCAGAGAUUCGAAGCACCUGGUGAAGAAGGACGCUCAGGGCCGGAUACUUUUUCCCCCAUGGCGAACAAAUGACACAGAUACCUGAUUGCCGGAUAUGCGGCACAUGCUGUGAGGGGUCCAAAUGUGGGCAGUUCUUGUCCUGACAGUGAUGGGUAUUCAGGUGGCGUCUAGUUUUCAAAUUGGAGCCUCAGACAACAAGUUUCUUGGCUUCUCCGACAAACAGAUCUUAGAUUAUUUACUUGAUAAAAGUAAAUAUGACAAGCGCAUGCGGCCCGUAGAUAAAACUGUUGUGAAUGUGACUGUCCUCUUGUUAACCCUCUCUUCUCCGGAUGAAUCUAGUUUAAAAUACGAAGUAGAAUUUCUUCUCCACCAAAAAUGGUACGAUCCCCGGCUGAAGUUCGACGACGCUGGAAAACAUCGUUACCUGAAUGGUCUUUUGCACACAGAGAACAUAUGGCUGCCCGACACUUACUUCAUCAAGCACGGAGAGUUCAAAUAUCCCCUGAUACCUGUACACAUAGCGCUCAGGAUCUACCCAAACGGUUCUGUGAUAUAUUCCAUGAGGCGUAGCAUGGUAUUGAACUGUCAGGGAAAUCUUCACAUUUUUCCUUUUGACAAUCUUAAGUGUCCCUUUGCUUUAGAAAGCGUUUCUCACGAAAAUAACGAAGUGGAGCUUCAAUGGUCAGAAACAGAGCAAAGAAUAACGGGAGCCACCUCCCUUCGACAACAAAAUGCCUAUUUAGUAAAAAAUGUUACCGGUGAAUGCGGGACACAGCAUACGUGGAGAGGAAAUUACAGCUGCUUACGAGUACUGCUGGUUUUCACGCGAGACAAGUCCUUCUACAUAAGCACCGUUUUUGUUCCGGGCGUCGUUCUGGUGACAAGCUCCUUCAUCAGCUUCUGGCUGGACAUAAACGCCGUGCCCGCACGGGUUAUGAUUGGUGUCACAACUAUGUUGAACUUUUGCACUACUACUAAUGGCUUCCGUUCCACUCUACCGGUCGUUUCCAAUUUAACGGCCAUGAAUUUGUGGGAUGGCGUGUGUAUGUUUUUCAUCUAUGCCUCCAUGCUGGAAUUCAUCAUCGUCAAUUACUUGUAUCGAAAGCUGCCUGGUACUUCUGGUGGUCGUCCAGUUUCGGCGCCCGUGCCUGAAUCCCUCAAGAACCCGUCCCUUGCCCAGACCAACAGCCGCCGAGUCUUUUCGGACACCAACGUCCAGCAGCCGACCCAGCCUCAGCAGACGCCUGCAACGACCCCGAACGCCGUCCUUCCCCCAGCUGCCACAGAACCCCCUGCAGCUCUGAACCAUAGGCUGCAGAGUGACAAAGCUAGGGCCGCUGCUUCUGUUUUUGCAUGGCUCAGACGUCCUCAGCUAUUUGUCACUCCCGAUAGUCGCAACAGGCAGAGACUUGCUAAACAGAUUGACAACGUAUCGAAGGGCGUCUUCCCCUUGCUCUUUGGCAUCUUCACGGUCGGCUUCGUCCUCACUUUCGCCGUCAUCAAGCCAUCGCAGCAGGAGAAUUUCAUACUGCUCUAGCAACAGAAAGAACAAACCUCUAGUGGCCUUCUUCUUUCUUCUUCCUAUCGCUUUCCGAAAUAUUCUUUCAUUUUUUAUUACUACUUAUUUUUUGGCUUCCUUCCAUGCAAUCUUUGUGCCUCUUCCGUAAGGUGAUCAGAUCCGACAUUUUUGUACCUACCUUCACAGACAGAAACUUUGUGCAUUUUAAUACAUUGGGAUAUUUAAUAUUUUAAAACGUGCAAAUAAUAUUGACAAACAUUUCUUAAAACUACACCACAAUCGUCAUGAACAUUAAUUUUUAGAUCGAAAUAAAAGUUUUUAAAAGAAAAUAAAUAAAUUUCAAUAACGGAAAAACUCGCUUAACAGUAAAACUUUUUCAUUAACAUGUUUGUGCCAUAAAUUCUAGUCAAGACGCAUUUCGAAUUAUUGCAAUUAAAGUU
Parasteatoda tepidariorum (common house spider) is the source of this 2264-nucleotide messenger RNA. RefSeq names its product glutamate-gated chloride channel. NCBI's taxonomy places the organism in Eukaryota, Metazoa, Arthropoda, Arachnida, Araneae, Theridiidae. The record is from RefSeq and is a predicted model, not a curated record. Gene Ontology annotation, biological process: monoatomic ion transmembrane transport. Gene Ontology annotation, cellular component: membrane. Gene Ontology annotation, molecular function: transmembrane signaling receptor activity; extracellular ligand-gated monoatomic ion channel activity.